Molecule: messenger RNA, 2361 nt
Organism: Cladophialophora yegresii CBS 114405
Lineage: Eukaryota; Fungi; Ascomycota; Eurotiomycetes; Chaetothyriales; Herpotrichiellaceae
Product: heat shock protein 78, mitochondrial
Exons: 1
Coding region: 1-2361 (786 amino acids)
Biological process (GO): cellular response to heat
Cellular component (GO): cytoplasm; mitochondrial matrix
Molecular function (GO): ATP hydrolysis activity; ATP binding
Source: RefSeq, a predicted model, not a curated record
AUGAACGCCGCUAGAGCGUCGCUCGUGCGACGAGCACGACCUUCACGAAUAGUUCUACCUUCAUGGCAACACUCGAAAGCCACACCCCUGGCAGUCCCCGUUGUAAGAGCUAUUGCGGCUCCUCGUUCGAUAUUACCGACAUCCUCUUUCGUACGGACGUAUGCCAAUGGACGACCUCACCCUCCUGGAGGAACUCACCGCAUGAACAUGGGAGGCGAGCCUGAAAAGCCUGCUUUGGAAGAGUAUGGGGUUGAUCUAACAGCCCGGGCAAAAGAUGGCAAACUCGACCCGGUCAUCGGAAGAGACGCUGAGAUUCACCGCACGAUUCAGAUCCUGUCUCGCAGAACGAAGAACAACCCGGUUCUGAUCGGUGCCGCAGGGACAGGCAAAACCGCCAUUCUCGAAGGACUCGCACAGAGAAUAGUCAGGGGGGAUGUGCCUGAGAGUAUCAAGAAUAAGAGGGUCAUUGCUCUGGACCUGGGGCAGCUGAUAGCCGGAGCCAAAUUUAGAGGUGACUUUGAAGAGCGGCUGAAGAAAGUCCUGAAAGAGGUUCAAGAUGCUCAGGGUGGUGUGAUUCUUUUCAUUGACGAACUGCAUACCCUGCUCGGCCUCGGCAAGGCAGAGGGCUCUAUCGACGCCAGCAACCUGCUCAAACCGGCUUUGUCUCGCGGCGAACUCCAAUGCUGCGGCGCAACGACUCUCAAUGAAUACCGCCAAAUCGAGAAAGACGUUGCGCUUGCACGGCGUUUCCAACCCAUUCAAGUUGGCGAACCUUCGGUCCAAGACACUAUCUCUAUCCUGCGCGGUAUCAAGGACCGCUAUGAGGUUCACCACGGUGUUCGCAUCACAGAUGGAGCUCUCGUGGCCGCUGCGACAUACAGCAACCGCUACAUUACUGAUCGCUUCCUGCCGGACAAGGCCAUUGAUCUGGUGGACGAAGCUGCAUCCGCUCUGAGACUACAACAGGAGUCGAAGCCUGACGCCAUCCAAACCUUGGACCGUGAAAUUAUGACCAUCCAGAUCGAGCUUGAAUCCUUGCGCAAGGAAACAGACAUAGCAUCCAAAGAACGCCGACAGAAGCUUGAAGAGACUCUGGCAGAGAAGAAAAAAAAAGUCGACCGUCUAACUGAGAUAUGGGAUCGUGAAAAGGCCGAGAUCGAAGCUAUCAAGCGUACGAAGGAAGACCUUGAGAAAGCCCGACAAGAGCUAGAGCAAGCCAGGCGAGAAGGAAACUUUGGUCGCGCAGGUGAACUCCAAUACGCCACCAUUCCCAAACUUGAAGCGCAGCUACCUCGAGAAGGUGAGGAGGUCAUAUCUACCACCAAGAAUGGAGAAACUCUCAUCCACGAUUCAGUCACGGCCGAUGACAUUGCCAAUGUCGUGAGUCGGACCACAGGCAUUCCGGUGACCAAGCUCAUGGCUGGUGAAGUCGAGAAGCUAGUCAAAAUGGAAGACAAGCUGCGAGAACAUGUCCGUGGCCAAGAUGAAGCUCUCACUGCAGUCGCCAACGCAGUUCGAAUGCAGCGCGCAGGCCUUAACGGGGAGAACCGCCCACUGGGUAGCUUUAUGUUCUUGGGACCUACCGGUGUUGGUAAGACGGAGCUCUGUAAACAAAUCGCCAACUUCCUUUUCAGCACAGAAACUGCCGUGGUCAGAUUCGACAUGUCAGAAUUUCAGGAGAAGCACACCGUUUCCCGAUUGAUUGGUGCCACAGCUGGCUACAUUGGCUAUGAAGACGCAGGACAGCUCACAGAAGCCGUUCGACGAAAGCCGUAUGCGGUUCUUCUCUUCGACGAAUUCGAAAAAGCACAUCGCGACAUCUCGAGCCUACUGCUGCAAGUGCUGGACGAAGGUUUCUUAACCGAUGCCCAAGGCCACAAGGUGGACUUCCGAAACACUCUGAUCGUGUUGACGAGCAACCUCGGCGCCGAGAUCCUGAUCGGCAGUGGUGCCGAUGUGGAGUCUGUGACACCUGAGCAAAAGAAGGCCGUCAUGGAAGUCGUGCAAGCCUCGUACCCGCCAGAGUUCCUCAACAGGAUUGACGAGUUCAUCAUCUUCAACAAGCUGUCCAGGUCGGCAUUGAGAGACAUUGUGGACAUCCGAAUCCGCGAACUUCAGGGACGUCUGGACGACCGCAGAAUGACGCUCGACGUCUCACCCGAGGUCAAGGACUGGCUGUGCGACAAGGGCUAUGAUCCCCGUUAUGGAGCCCGGCCACUGAACAGGCUGAUCCAGCACGAAAUCGGAAGGAAGCUUGCCGACAGGAUCAUCCGAGGUGAUUUGAAGACAGGGGAUAGCGCAAAGGUCAUUGUGAGCGACGGCGGAGAGGCCUUGGGUUUGCAGGUGCAACCUAGAGCAUAG